Gongylonema pulchrum is the source of this 634-nucleotide messenger RNA. NCBI's taxonomy places the organism in Eukaryota, Metazoa, Nematoda, Chromadorea, Rhabditida, Gongylonematidae. The record is from the annotation of a GenBank genome assembly.
ACAAGUGGAAAAUUUACGGCGCAUUUCAAGUGCCAUUGAUAAAGCAUGGAUGAUUGAUGAACGAAGCUGGGAACUGUACUUGAAGUUGUAUAGAUAUUUUAAUCUCUUCGAACACUUUCACACCUACGAGGAAUGGGAAAAGUAUGAUGCUGCAGUGCGGAGUGUUUUCCGAAACGGUGCUGAAGAAAGCAGUGAAGAAACAUCGCCAAUGCGAAACACUGAAACCGAUGAACAGCCACUUAGCAAUGAAAGUGUUCUGAAAAACGCUCUGCAAAUGGUGUGCGACGUUCACGUUGCCUUUACUAUCUUAAGCGACUGCAACGUAGAGGAGAACGACACGCAGGAGCAGCAAGCACAUUUUGUUGGAAUUAUUGUUGUUGAGCCAUCGGUCCAGAUUCUAUUGAAAAUGUCCUCUCCGCAUCGUUAUGCAGAGCUGUAUUAUCUGACUUAUUUGAAGAGCGGCGGCGAUUGUGCCUGGUUAUCGACCGCCUAUUUCGCGCAGUUUCUUGCUUCCAGUUUUGUGGUUGAUGGGUUUGUGCACACAUGCAAAGUGAGUUCUUUGUGCGGACGCACACACACAUCUAAACACUUGAAAUGUUUUUUUGUACCUCGACAAGGUAGAGGAAUAAACUGA